Colletes gigas is the source of this 1056-nucleotide messenger RNA. RefSeq lists its product as uncharacterized. Bases 1 to 1056 code for a protein of 351 amino acids. The record is from RefSeq and is a predicted model, not a curated record. The transcript has a single exon. NCBI's taxonomy places the organism in Eukaryota, Metazoa, Arthropoda, Insecta, Hymenoptera, Colletidae.
AUGCACGAUUCUAUGGACCUGGACAACACAUCCGACGAACGUUUGGACAACGAUGAUCAUCAAAAAAAUAGGGACAGAGAGUUGCGCGGGAAACGCAAAAACUCCUGCAACCGAUACGAGUUGAUUAAAAAUACUCAAUUGUUGAAAGUACGAAUAGCUAAGUGGCUGAUCGAAGAUCUAGAAAAUAAUGGGCCCGCAGGACUUCCACACAUGGAGGCGUUAUCGAGUAUAAUAGGUAAACCCAUCAGAGUUUGGAAAGCCGACGGUGAAUUUUAUCAAACGAUAAAUGAAAAUAAAAAUGAGAUAUCCAUAGACGUGGAAUACCAUCAUUUAGGAGAAAAUUGUAUAGGUCACUGGACCUUAAAAGGUAAUAGAGAACCCGUUAACGUGGAAACGAAUUUAAACGGGUGCCUGUUCCGAGCGAUUGCCGCUCAAACCAAAAUUGGCGCCACAAACUUGAGAGACGCCACUUCAAAAUAUUUAAAACGCAACAUUGACACUUUUACCGACCGAAUCGAUGAAUUUUUAUCGGCGAACGAUAAAAACGGAAUAUCGCCGAUGAUUGGUGGCGCUCGAUACAAUGGUAGAUCGCCAAAAGCCGCAGGCAUCGUUUUAGACAAAUCUCAAAAUGGUUAUUCUCAGACCGGCCAGAAGGGACACCCGAGAGGACACGCGUCGGAUAAAAAUGCUACAGGCCCGACAGACAGCGUCGAGAAUUAUUCUCGGCUGUCGUCGUCUAUGAAAUCUGGAUUCUUAAGUAAGAAUCAUCAGAACAUCGUGGCUGAUUUUGCUCUGAGACACUAUCUGUCGAAAGAAGCAAUGAAAAAUUUGAAUCGCGGCGCAACGAACGAAGCGGUAACGAUUAACGCGCGUGACUUUCAACGUGACGGUUUAAAUUUAAACUCGAUAAAAAUGAAAGAGUGGUAUGCGGGAGAAGAAUAUUCCGGUAAACUUGAUAUUGCUCGAGUUACGCUGGUGUUACGACAUCACAAGGGAAAGCAUAAUGACCCAGACGAGGAUGUGUUCGUGCACACAUUCUAUCCAAGGAGUUCGUAA